Messenger RNA from Paralichthys olivaceus (Japanese flounder), 3872 nucleotides. RefSeq names its product angiopoietin 4 (gene angpt4). NCBI's taxonomy places the organism in Eukaryota, Metazoa, Chordata, Actinopteri, Pleuronectiformes, Paralichthyidae. The record is from RefSeq and is a predicted model, not a curated record.
AAAGGAUGGGAAGGAAAAAAGACUGUGUUCUAUCUCUCCUCUUUGUUCUUUCAUUCUUGGACAUUUGAGGACUGAGAGAUUUUUCCUGAGUGUUUCUUGAGCAGCACCUGCUACAUUGUGGACAGGAGUGAGUUUCUGGAAAACCAUGUGGGUCGAGCCAAUGGACCCGUCCUGAAAACUCAACAAGUUCAAGACCCAAGGACGAAAGAAGGUAAAGAGAGAACAGAGGAGAUGGAUCCAACUAUUCAUCACAAGUGAGAAGGCGAUAGGAGAAAAUUCGAUUUGAACAGGUGUCGCUUUGUGUUUCUGUCCUCAAGAAAAGUCUCCUAACAUUAAAGAGAAGCAGAAGAGACCUCAAACCUCAUAGACUGAGUGGUAGGUGCAGAUACUCGUUCAAGGUGCAGAUACUCGUGCAAGGUGCAGAUACUCGUUCAAGGUGCAGAUACUUGUGCAUGCAUCCUGCAGACAGAUGUUGUCGUAAGGUGAAACUGGGGUCAAAGCGUGAACGAGCUCCACUUGACUCUCUUCACACUGAGAGAAAACACUUUCAUCUAUAUAGAAAGAGCGUCAUGCGUGGCCUCCAUCUCAGCCGGGGGUUGCUGGUCCUUCUGCUGCUCUGCACCCUGUUGGUCGUCGCUGAUGCAGCCGGUGUUGCGAGCGCAGAACGAGGAGGAGCUGGAAGAAGCCAGAGAAGAGGAGGAGGAGGAGGUGCAGAGAAGAAAAAGAGGUUCCACCGCAUCCAACAUGGACAGUGCAGCUACACCUUCAUCCUGCCAGAGCUGGACGGAUGUCAGGCUGCAGGAUGGGCGUCACAGGCCGAACGGUACGGUGACUCUCGCAGGUCGAGCGUUGUGCAAAGAGACUCGCCACCUACUGACAGAGAAUGGUCGGCUCAGAAGCUGCAGCACCUGGAGAGCACGAUGGAGAACAACACGCAGUGGCUGCAGAAGCUGGAGAACUUCGUACAGAGACGAGACAUCACCAACAUACCGUCACACGUCGUGCACAACCAGACGGCUACGAUGCUGGAGAUCGGAACAAACCUCCUCACACGCACAGCAGAGCAGACACGCAAACUCAAUGUGGUGGAAGCCAAGGUGCUGAACCACACGUCUCGGAUUGAGAUCCAGCUUCUGGAGAACUCUCUGUCCACCAACAAGCUAGAGAAGGAGCUGUUACUCCAGAUGUCCGAAAUCAGUCAGCUGCGAGACAAGAACAGUCACCUGGAGAGUAAAGUUCAGAUGUUGGAGUCUCGGCAGAAAGGAGAGCUGGAGGACAUGAAGGAGCAGAAGAGCAGACUGCAGUCUGUUGUCAGGACUCAGAUGGCGGCGAUUGAAUCUUUGGAGAGGCAGCUGAGAGUCGCCAGCAGCAACAACACGGCUCUGCAGAGGCAGCAGUCUCAGCUGAUGGAGUCUGUCCACACACUCAUUAACUUGGUGGCCAGUACUACAGCGUCACCUCCUGGGAACCAGAUGUGGAGGAACUGUGCAGAUGCCUACAAGGCCGGUCACUCUGUCAGCGGAGUGUAUCACAUCUUCAUCGGCAACAGGACUCAACCUGUGCAGGUGUACUGUGACAUGGAGACGAGCGGCGGAGGUUGGACGGUCUUCCAGCGACGGUUUAACGGCAGCGUGGACUUCCAGAGGAGCUGGACGGAUUACAAGAUGGGUUUCGGGGACGUGUCGGGAGAGCACUGGUUGGGUAAUGAAGUUUUGUACCUGCUGACCAGUCAGGGUCAGUACUCUCUGAGGGUGGACCUGAAAGACUGGGAGGGAAACCCCGCCCACUCCCAGUACGACCGCUUUACACUGACCAGUGAGAGGCAGCAGUACAGGUUGUAUCUGAGAGGCUACAGCGGCACAACAGGGAGGCAGAGCAGCUUGACCACCCAUGGGACCAGCUUCAGCACCCGAGACCAGGACAACGACAACUGUGACCACUGCAAAUGUGCCCUGAUGCUCACAGGAGGUUGGUGGUUCGACGCCUGUGGUUUCUCCAACUUGAACGGUAUCUACUACACCAUCGGCCACAACAUCAGGAAGCUUAACGGUAUCAAGUGGCACCACUUCAGAGGCCCCAGCUACUCUCUGCACUCCACCUCCAUGAUGGUUCGACCCUACGACUUCUAACAGCACCCCUCAGCCUUCAUGAUGGAACAACCCAAUAACACCCUUUGAAUAUAUACCUUCCUGAGUAUGUGAGCACCCCUUGGCUCCAGGAUUAAGAUGGUGUACCCCCCAAGUCUACUACCUUGAUAGUCCACUCCGACUGCAUAUAACAACACUUCUUGGAUCCACAAGAGUACAAACAUGACUUAAACAGACAGUGAGAAUCACAACCAUAAUGGUACAGCCCACACGAGUCACAGACAUGGUUUGAAAGUUUUGCCGGAUAAGUUGUUUUAAGUAACCGGCCCCAGAUCCAGGAGGGUCGUAAAUGUGAUCCUCAAAAAAGAACCAGUUCAUUCAAAGGGGUUUCUGAAUCACCACAGUCGAUGGCGGUACGAAAUGCAGACCGUCAUUGAUGGAGCCAGUUGCUCCAAACAGACGUUCAUAGUGUUUCUACAAGUGAAAGGUGACAGAAAUAAUUGUGAAAAACUGAGAAUCAGCAAAACAGUGAAACCCCGCUGACUUUCUCUGGCCAACGAUGGCACGAAGUAAAGGCAUCAAAGUAUCUGUGAACGCCACUAAUCCACUGUUCCAAAGCUUUUCCUCCAUCUGAUGAGAAGUUCCCAUGGCAGCUACAUGGUACAGAUCUUUCUGACUUUGGAGCAUCUCGACUUCAACAUAUCUCUGCAGGUUGUUUUCACGAGGACAAUCCCCUGUUUACCUUUUCCCGCAUCUGGAGAAUCCUUCUGUUUGGGAACCAGGGGUCAUCCUGCUUUUGUGAUUUUCUGUUGGCAGAAGAUCGUAUCCACUGCAGUGAAACCUCUCUCUCUAAUGGUGUCGCACCUUUUGACGAAAACUAAAAUGCAGAGGCCAGCAAAGAUGCUUGUGCUGCCCACAAGCCCCAGAGGAGAACAUGAAAUGAGGAGGUUGUGCAGAACAGAGCGUCUCUCUGUCCCACAGUCACAGUUCUGAAUAUCUCCAGAGGUCGAUGCUACAUGUCAUCACACCAAGGAGGCUUCCAGUCUGAGGAAUGAACUGGUUGACCAGGAGUUAAUGAAGACAUGAAGACUAAAAGAGUGUCAGUUGUCAGUUGGAUAUUUGACUGUGAUGCUGAAGUCUAUAAGAAGUUAACAGGGUACGAGAUUGGGCAGGAAAAGAUCUAUGAAAUCUCUCAUUAUGUUUUCAGGAACAAUUAAAAGACUUUUAUCACGAAAUGAGAGACCGUCCUGUUUCAUGAACUGGAAAUGUGUCCGCCUGAUUCAAGGACCUGAAGUGAUUUAAAGUCAAGUUAAAGAAGCUGCAGUGACUGACAGUUGUUUCUUUCUUCUUUAUAAUAAAUUGAAAGAGUAUUUUCCCCCAAAAAAAUGUCAAACUAUUUCUUUAAAAACAUGUCUCACUCAUGUUGAUCAAACUCUACUUUAGAAUUUGACAUUGUGGUGAAGCAGAUCUGUGACAGUGGUGGUCGAUGAUACAGUUUCAUAUAUGAAGCCUCUGCAGGUUUUACAGGUUGAGACGUCACAUGUUUAUUUGCCAGAAUACAGAAGUCGUAUUAAAAUGCACUUUAUGAAAGAGAGCAUGAGUGUUUGUUUUGACCUUUGCCCUCAGUGUUACUGUGUACUGUGUGUUGAAUGAUACUGCAAACAUUAUUAAAUUACACUUAUUUUACAGGGUUGAAUUAGUUUUUUUAUUUUACUGCAUAUGUGUUACAAAGCUUGUCCACUCAAUUGUAAACUGUUUAUUUUGUACAAUAAAAUAUGUCAAUAA